Messenger RNA from Rhea pennata, 1107 nucleotides. RefSeq names its product RAB, member of RAS oncogene family like 2B (gene RABL2B). Gene Ontology annotation, biological process: regulation of exocytosis. The record is from RefSeq and is a predicted model, not a curated record. The transcript is spliced from 8 exons. Bases 55 to 750 code for a protein of 231 amino acids. Gene Ontology annotation, molecular function: GTP binding; GTPase activity. NCBI's taxonomy places the organism in Eukaryota, Metazoa, Chordata, Aves, Rheiformes, Rheidae.
GCUAGGGCCGCGCCUGCGCCUGUCGCGUAGCAGCGCGGACGCGGCGGCAGGGCCAUGGCGGGUCCGGCGGCGGUGGAACAGGCUCGGGAUGAGGCCUCGGUCGCAGCCGGCGCGGAGGAGACCGUGAAGAUCAUCUGCCUGGGCGACAGCGCUGUGGGCAAGUCCAAGCUGCUGGAGAGGUUCCUGCUCGACGGCUUUCGCCCCCAGCAGCUCUCUACCUUCGCCCUGACGCUCUACCAACACCGCGCCCGCGUGGACGGGAAGCCGGUCGUCGUGGAACUUGUUUUUUGUCUUACAGACUUCUGGGACACAGCUGGACAAGAGAGGUUCCAGAGCAUGCAUGCGUCCUAUUACCAUAAGGCUCAUGCUUGUAUCAUGGUGUUUGAUGUUCAGCGGAAAGUCACCUACAAGAACUUGAGCUGCUGGUACAAAGAGCUGAGAGAGUUCCGCCCGGAGAUUCCUUGUAUUGUAGUGGCCAACAAAAUUGAUGCGGAUAUGAAGGUGACCCAGAAAAGCUUCAACUUUGCCCGGAAGUUCAAUUUACCCUUUUACUUCGUGUCUGCUGCAGAUGGUACCAAUGUAGUGAAGCUCUUCAAUGAUGCUAUCAAACUGGCAGUUGCUUACAAACAAAAUUCAGGUGAUUUCAUGGAUGAGGUCAUGCAAGAGCUGGAGAGCUUUGACUUGCAGAAGAGUGAGGACUUGUCAGAAACAGAGGAGAGCUGCUCUGAAGAGAAACCCCCAUCUGCCUAAAGCCUCAGAUCCUGAGUUUGUUUCUCAUUUCCCUGUUUUUUUGGGGGGGUUAUUUAGAGCUGGCCUUCACAGAGGAAAGUGAUCUUCUCAUGCACUCAGUACUCUGGUGAACAGCUGGGUAUUUUCCCUUCUUGCAAGUGACUGUCUGGGCAUGGCCUUCCUUGACCGGGUGCACAGCACGGUCAAGGAGAGGGCAAUAAUAUCUAUAUGGUUGCUGGUUACUGCAUGUUCCUUAGAGGCUAAGCUUGCUGGGAGAGCUGAGCCACUCUCGGAUCUGCAGGGAAGAGUACCCACCAAGAUGCUUUAGUAGUAUUUACUGGAGAAAACAAACACUAAAUGUUUUUUUUUAUAAAGCUU